This is a messenger RNA of Myotis davidii, 5931 nucleotides long. RefSeq names its product mucin-2-like. NCBI's taxonomy places the organism in Eukaryota, Metazoa, Chordata, Mammalia, Chiroptera, Vespertilionidae. The record is from RefSeq and is a predicted model, not a curated record. The coding region runs from base 1 to 4260 and encodes 1419 amino acids. The transcript is spliced from 3 exons.
AUGUGUUCAGGCACUGCAACUGAGGCUACAACCAUAACCAUCACUACUGCUUCUAUAGCAUCUAGAACUACCACAGUAGCAGACAAAACUUCAGCUGAACCUACUGUCACCACAGCAGCCACCACCUCAGCAGAACUACGAACCACAACUGCCAGCACUACCACGGAGGCUUCAACUGCAACAGCCACCAGUACUACUUCCACUGAAUCUUCAACCAUCACAGCAGCUACCACGUCAGGCAAACCAACAGCCAAAACAACUUCUGGCACUACCUCUGAGGCUACCACCACAAUGGCCAUUGCUACAACUUCUACUGAACCUUCAACCACUACAGAAGCUACCACUUCAACUGAACCCACCACCACCACCACAGUAGCCACCACUUCUACAGAGCCAACUACUGCAACCACUGCCAGCACUGCUACUAAAGCUACAACCACCAUUAUCACCACCACGACAGCUUCUACUGUACCAACAGCCACCACAACAGCUAGCAUUUCAACUGAACCAACUAUCUCAACUACUGCUAGCACGACUAAGGCUACAACCAGAUCCUACACCACUACUGCUUUUAUUAAACCUACAACCACCACAGCAAUAGCUACCACUUCAACCGAAUCUACAACUGAAGCAGCAACCACAACUACUGUCAGCACUACCACAGAGGCUACAACCAUAUCUGACACCACUGCUGCUUCCACUGAACCUAUAACCACGACAGCAACACAUACCUCUUCAACUGAACCUACAACUGAAGCAACAACUGCAACUACUGCGAGUACAACCACCAAGCCUACCACCACAACAACCACCACUACAACUUCUACUGAACCUGCAAUCACAACAACAGCCACCUCGUCAAGUGCCCCAGCUGCCACCACAACUUCUACCACUACCCCUGAGGCUACAACCACACCGGCCACCAGUACCACUUCCCCCACAUCUACAACCACCAUGGCAGCAGAAACCACUUCAAGUGAACCAAGUACCCGAAACACUUCCAGCACUACGGAAGCUACAACCAUAUCUGACACCACUGCUGCUUCCACUGAACCUAUAACCACGACAGCAACACAUACCUCUUCAACUGAACCUACAACUGAAGCAACAACUGCAACUACUGCGAGUACAACCACCAAGCCUACCACCACAACAACCACCACUACAACUUCUACUGAACCUGCAAUCACAACAACAGCCACCUCGUCAAGUGCCCCAGCUGCCACCACAACUUCUACCACUACCCCUGAGGCUACUACCACGUCAGACACCACUACUGUUUCUGCAGAACCUAUGACCACCACAGCAACCGAUACUACUGCUUCUACUGACCCUACAACCAAAAGAGCAACAGAUACCACUUCAACUGAACCCCCAACUGAAACAACAACCCCAACUACUGCCAGCCCUACCACUGAGGCUACAACCACACCGGCCACCAGUACCACUUCCACCACAUCUACAACCACCAUGGCAGCAGAAACCACUUCAAGUGAACCAACUACCCCAAACACUUCCAGCACUACUGAAGCUACAACCAUAUCUGACACCACUGCUGCUUCCACUGAACCUAUAACCACCACAUCAACACAUACCUCUUCAACUGAACCUACAACUGAAGCAACAACUGCAACUACUGCCAGUACAACCACCAAGCCUACCACCACAACAGCCACCACUACAACUUCUACUGAACCUGCAAUCACAACAACAGCCACCUCGUCAAGUGCACCAGCGUCCACCACAACUUCUACCACUACCCCUGAGGCUACAACUACAUCAGACACCACUACUAUUUCUGCAGAACCUAUGACCACCACAGCAACCGAUACCUCUUCAAAUGAACUUACAACCGCAACAGCAGCCCCCACUACAACUGAAACGACUACCACAACAACUGCUAGCAGUACUCCUGUGACUUCAACCACACAGGCCACCAGUACCACUUCUACCACAUCUGCAACCACAAUGGCAACAGAAACCACUGCAAGUGAACCAACUACCACAAACACUGCCAGCCCUACCACUGAGGCUAAAACCACAACAGCCACCACCACUGCUUCUACCAAAUCUACAACUACCACAGUAAUAGAGACUACUUCACCUGAGCCUACUACCACUACAUCUGCCACCACAUCAAUUGAACCACCUACCACAACUGCCAGCAGUACCACUGCGCCUAUCACUACAACAGCCACCAUGAUGGCUUCUACUAGACCAACAGCCACCACAGCAGCUAUCACUUCAACUGAACCAACUAUCUCAACCACUGCCAGCACGGCUGAGGCUACAACCAUAUCUGACACCACUGCUGCUUCCACUGAACCUAUAACCACCACAGCAACACAUACCUCUUCAAUUGAACCUACAACUGAAGCAACAACCACAACUACUGCCAUAGAACCACCUACCACAACUGUCAGCAGUACCACUGCAGCUAUCACUACAAUAGCCACAACAGCUACCACUUCAACUGAACCAACUAUCUCAACCACUGCCAGCACUACUGAGGCUACAACCACCAGCAUUUCUACUGCUUCUACUGAAUCUACAACUGCCACAUCAGCAGAAACCACUUCAAUUGAAGCUACAACCAGCACAGCUGCCACUACCUCAACAGGACCAACUACCAGUACUGCCAGUGCUACCACUGAGGCUACAACCACAUCCAACACCACUGCUGCUUCUACUGAACCUACAACCACCACAGCAACAGAUACCACUUCAACUGAACCUACAACUGAAGCAACAACCACAACUACUGCCAGUAUGACCACCGAGUCUACCACCACAACAGCCACCACUACAACUUCUACUGAACCUGCAAUCACAACAACAGCUACCUCGUCAAGUGUACCAACUUCCACCACAACUACCCCUGAGACUACAACCACGUCAGACACCACUACUGUUUCUGCAGAACCUAUAACCACCACAGCAACCGAUACUACUUCAACUGAACCUACAACCACAACAGCAGCCCCCACUACAACUGAAACGACUACCACAACAACUGCUAGCAGUACCCCUGUGACUACAACUACACAGGCCACUAGUACCACUUCUACCACAUCUGCAACCACGAUGGCAACAGAAACCACUGCAAGUGAACCAACUACCACAAACACUGCCAGCACUGCCACUGAGUCUACAACCAUAUCUUACACCACUACUGCUUCUACUGACCCUACAACCACCACUUCAAUACCUACCACUUCAACUGAACCUACAACUGAAGCAACCACCACAACUACUGCCAAUACCAUCACUGAGGCUACAACCACAAUAGCCACCACCACCACUUCUACCGAAUCUACAACCACCACAGUAGCAGACACCACUUCAGCUGAACCUACUACCACUACAUCUGCCACCACAUCAGUAGAACCACCUACCACAACUGUCAGCAGUACCACUGCAGCUAUCACUACAACAGCCACCACAACAGCUGCUACUUCAACUGAACCAACUAUCUCAACCACUGCCAGCACUACUGAGGCUACAACCACCAGCAUUUCUACUGCUUCUACUGAAUCUACAACUGCCACAUCAGCAGAAACCACUUCAACUGAAGCUACAACCAGCACAGCUGCCACUACUUCAACAGGACCAACCACCAGUACUGCCAGUGCUACCACUGAGGCUACAACAACAGCCACCACUACAACUUCUACUGAACCCGCAACCACAACAACAGCCACCUCAUCAAGUGCACCAGUUGCCACCACAGUGUCCAGCACUACCCCUGAGGCUACAACCACGUCAGAUACCACUGUUUCUGCAGAACCUAUGACCACCACUGCAAUUGAUACUUCAUCUGGACCUACAACCACAACAGCAGCCCCCACUACAACUAAAACGACUACCACAACUACUGUUGGCAGUACCCCUGCAGCUACAACCACACAGUCCACCAGUACCACUUCUACCACAUCUGCAACCAUGAUGGCAACAGAAACCACUGCAAGUGAACCAACUACCACAAACACUGCCAGCACUGCUACUGAGUCUACAACCAUUUCUGACACCACUAUUGCUUCUCCUGAGCCUAUAACCAGUGAGGCUACAACCACAGCAGCUACCGGUACUGCCUCCACUCCAUCUACAACCACUUUAUCAGCAGAAACCACUUCAAGUAAACCAACUACCACACCUACUACCAGCACUUCUAUUGAGGCUACAAACACAGCAGCCACCAGUCAGUCUUCUAUUCUACUGAACCUGCUACCACCAUUUCAAGUUAAUCAACUGCCACAAUAAUUUCCAGUGCUAUCUGUAAGACUGCAACCAUGUGGUACAACACCACUGCUUCUACUAAACCUAUAUUCACCACAGUCACUGAUAUCCUUUCAAAUAAACCCACCACCACAGCAGCAGCUCCACUUCAACAGAACGAAUCUCCACAGCUACUGCCAGCGCUACCCCUUUGGCCAUAAUCACAAUUACCACUAACUCCUCUAUUGAACUUAUAAUCACCACAGCAGGCACCUACCACAACAACUACCCACACUACUACCAGACCACCACCCAGUGGUUACUACUACUUCUAUCUAAUCUACAACCGCUAUGCAGCCACCACCUUGUCACAAGUAUGAAUGCCAUCUUUUAAUUUGAACCUACUGCCAUAACUGCAAGCAUUGUGCCUUCAUCUGAAUUGCACUACAUGUACAAUUAUAUUUUCUUUUGCACCUAUAGAUAUGAGUACCAGUUGCAUAUUUACUGGGCCUGUGAUCACAAUAACUUCUACUGAAUCUACUGUUAAAGCUUACAGUACCAUUUCAACUUUGUCUUAUCCAUUCUGCCAACCCCUGUCACUCCAGCUUAAGGUACAACCAUAAACCAUUCAACAAAUUCAACUCAAAUUUGAAAAAUUUCCAUUUAAAUGAACGUGUAAUUAGCAUCAGUUUAACAGAAUCUCCAGACACCAAUACUUGUUCUUCAACUGAAUGUACAUUGCCCACAGUAAGUAUAUGAAUCUAGUGACUUAAUUAGUGACUGAAUCUAGUUUGCUUUCUGAUUCAACUAAAACAUCAUUUUCUACCUCCACUGCCACACCUCAAUAAGAAUUAAAUCAACACAGAUGCUAACCCAACUGACUUUACAGACACAAUAGCAUGACUUCAGCUGAAUUUAUAAUCUGCAUAACCUAUAUUACCUGUUAAUAGAAAAUUAUCAUCACCUUCUAAGUAACCUAUUACAGUGCAAUUAGCAAUUUCACUGCCCCUUCAAAUGAGUGUAUAGUAUGACAACAUUAACAAAAUAUGCUAGUACUGUAACUUUUCAUAUUUCACAGUAGGUACCACCACAUUUAUUGUUCAUACAGUCAUGCUACCAUUUCCAUGCACCAUCAUUUCUACUGUACUUACUACUACAAUACCUAUCACUAAACCCUUCACCUGAAUUUAUAAGCACUGUAACUUCUGUUGACAUGUUAUUCAAAGCCAUCCAUUACUUAUUCAUCUGAACCAAUCACUGCCUCCAUUAAUAGUAAAUACAGUAGAUCACAUCAUCACUCCCACUUGACAGAAAUGGCAAAUUCAUAAUGACCUUUUAAUCGCAGCUGUAGUUAGGAUGCCUGAAAAUUAAAUCUUAACAUCCACUGUCAUUACUUCCAUACCAGAACCUAUAUCUACUAUUGGUAACUAUAGAUUCCAUAGCCAGCAACCACCGACAUAUAACUACAAAUAACUGCUCUAAAAUAGGAUUUACUUAAUGACCAAUUCAACUGUCAUCAUAAUGAUAAUGAGUUUCACCCCUAAAACAGCAUUAAGAUUUAACAAUAACAUUAAUUUGACCUAACCAUUUAAUAUGAAGAGUCUCUAGUUUGUGAAGUUUUAAAUAGUACAAUUUUCAUACAAAAUAAAUCCAAUCUAUUUAUUUAUGUUGGAAACUUGUUAUGUUUCAAUAAAAUGUUACCAGUGAAAUAUGAAU